Ilex paraguariensis (yerba mate) is the source of this 1507-nucleotide messenger RNA. The record is from the annotation of a GenBank genome assembly. NCBI's taxonomy places the organism in Eukaryota, Viridiplantae, Streptophyta, Magnoliopsida, Aquifoliales, Aquifoliaceae.
CCCUUUUAUAUUUUUUUCAAACAGUAUGUGACGCCACCCUUCCAAAGUUGUUGUUAAUGGCUCACCUCCCCUCCCAAACAAAGCCCAUCUCUUUUGGCGUCUGCUGGAAAAUCAAACGGCCAGUGGCUCAGAGAAUAGCAACCGUUGACUAGCCCAAAAAAGUAGAUCCUAAUACUAUGGACAGUGAGCUCUUCAAUUUCAUCAAGGUAUGGAUCACAGCAAUCACAUCUCUAGUCUAUUGUUACUAUGUUGUGUCUCUCAUCCCAAGAGGCAUUAUCAGGCUUCUCUCUCUCCUCCCCAUAAUCUACCUCUUCUGCAUCCUUCCUCUCAACAUCUCCUCCUUCAAUCUUUGUGGCCCCACAAUCUUCUACCUUGUUUGGCUUGGUAAUUUCAAGCUCAUCCUCUUCUCUUUCGGUCAAGGCCCUUUGUCACCACAACCACCAUUAUCUCUACUCCAUUUCAUUUCCGUUGCUCUCUUCCCCAUCAAAACCAAACAAGACCCAUCUCCCAAAUCACAUCCCAAUGCCCAAAAGAACACAGAUCCAUCUCUCAAAUCAUCUCAAAAUGCCAAAACCAGUUCAGACCCAUCUCUCAAAUCACCUCAGAAUGCCAAAAGAAGUUCAGACCCAUCUCUCCAGUCACCUGCAACGGCCAAAAGCAAUAAGAACCCAUCUGCAAAUUCAAACUCCAGUCCGGACCCAGAUUCCAAAUUUGACAAAAGUUUAGGGAGAAAAGCUCUAUUUGUUCUAAAGGUGGUGCUUUUGGCUGUGAUUAUUCGGGUAUACGAUUAUAGGCAAGAUUUGCAUCCAUAUGUGAUCUUGGCCCUCUACUGUUGCCAUCUUUAUCUUGCCGUUGAGCUAGUCCUAGCCAUCACUGCGGCCCCGCUUCGAGCCAUUCUAGGGUUUGAGAUCGAACCACAGUUCAACGAGCCAUACCUAGCCACCUCUCUUCAAGACUUUUGGGGCCGUAGGUGGAACCUCAUGGUUACCAGUAUUCUACGCCCUACCGUAUUCUAUCGUGUCCGCCGUAUUUCAACGCGUGUGGUCGGAAAAUUGUGGGGCCUACAAGUCGCAUAUCUUGCCUCAUUCUUGGUGUCCGGUCUGAUGCACGAGAUUAUUUACUUCUAUCUGACACGUGUGAGUCCCACGUGGGAGGUGACGUGGUUCUUUGUGCUCCAUGGGGUUUGUACCGGCGUGGAAGUUGCUGCCAAGACGGCGGUGAACGGGAGGUUUCGGUUGCACAGGGCGGUUUCAGGGCCACUCACGUUGGCGUUCGUGGCGGUGACCGGUGCUUGGCUGUUCUUCCCACAGAUUAUCAGGAAUGGCGUCGACCUGAAGGUUAUCAGGGAGUACGAAGAAUUGGUGAGUUUUGUGAGGGAAAAACUGUCAUUUAAUUUUUAGUAGCUUUAGCCUCAAGAGACUGCUUAUUUUUAGUUUGGGAUUUUUAAAUUGUGAAAAUUAAAAGCGAGACUUGUUACGUGUCUUGCAAAAAAACUGAUAAAGGGUUA